Messenger RNA from Zophobas morio, 935 nucleotides. Its product is annotated as protein takeout-like. The transcript is spliced from 4 exons. The record is from RefSeq and is a predicted model, not a curated record. Bases 106 to 843 code for a protein of 245 amino acids. Lineage: Eukaryota; Metazoa; Arthropoda; Insecta; Coleoptera; Tenebrionidae.
UUAAUACAAAUAAAAAUAGUGUGUAACUGGUUUAUUAAUCCAUUUUGAUCUCCUGAAGUGUAUAUAUUACAUCGCCAAUAAAUUUCUUCAGUCCAAGCCACCAAAAUGAAAUACAUACUAACGAUACUCUCCGCCUCUUUCAUAACUGUCAGCUUUAGUGCCAAAUUACCUCCUGGUUUUAAAAAAUGCAACUUAAAGCAAAUCUCCUCCCAGAUGUGUCUGCCGCAAGCUAUUGAAAGUGCAAUAAAGCAAAUGGAUCGUCCCAUAAAAAAACUGGGCAUAGUGAAUCUAGAACCGUUGGAAAUACCAUUCCUGAUUGUAGACGCCGGUUCUCAGUUUAUACACACUCAGCAAGCUUUUAAAAAUAUGAAACUGUCGGGUUUUAACGAAACCUCUUGUACCAAAGCUGAAUUUAAUUAUAACACGAAAACAUUAAAUUUGGAGUGCGUCGUGCCACGUUUUCGCCUGGAAUUUAAUUAUGUAGUAGAUGGGAAAUUUCUGAUGAUGUCUGUUUACGGAAACGGAACGGGAUGGGCGGUUUUUCUCGAUAAUCAGUUUGAACUAAAUUUCCAGUUUGGAGAAUACGAAAAACAGGGUAAAAAAUAUUUUAAUAUCGUCCAUCAACAACUGCAAAUGCGACCCAAAGAUAUUGCUUUUCAAUUGGACAAUUUGUUUGAUGGUGAUGAAGAAAUGAGUAAUCGUGUUCAAAAUGCAGCCAGAGAAAAUGCCCUAGAAGUAUUUGACGAUGUUAAACCCGGUUAUGAACAAGCUUUUGGAAAGGUAUUUGCUUAUGUUUUUGGAGAGAUUUUGGAGAAAGUGCCGAUUUAUGAUAUCUUCAGCUAAAUGAUUUUUGUUAUUUGUAAUGUCAUUAAUUUUAUGUAGUUUUUAUACCAUGUUGAAAAUUAUAAUAAUAAAGAAGUAGUUAACAGAAUAAA